Molecule: messenger RNA, 1501 nt
Organism: Astrephomene gubernaculifera
Lineage: Eukaryota; Viridiplantae; Chlorophyta; Chlorophyceae; Chlamydomonadales; Astrephomenaceae
Source: the annotation of a GenBank genome assembly
GCGUAGCAUUAACAUUAACUGUAACUCAGCAGAAGCCCAAAGAAGCCUAAAUAUCAUCGCCUUGCAGAAGAACGUUCUCAUAUUGCACUAGUCUUAGUCCUGCAAGUGCAUCGCUAUACCAUUGGGUAUUCCUGUGACAACUACCGGUAUCGCUUAUUUCGAUAUAACAAAAAGUAAUCGCUCUCGUGUGUCGGGCCGAAGCAUCGCAGCUGUCAUUGCAGCGUCACAAACACCGCAACCUCAGCAACAAGACGACGCAAUGGCGGACACAAGCGACACGUCAGACAUCCCCAUUGUGCCGCUGAUCGGUGUGCAAAAGCCCGCGGAAUCACUUGUAUCCCCCAUCGAUCGCCGCAGCGACUUCUACCGUCACGCCGCCCUAGUCGUGCCACACCCGCCCGUCGCCCAACCGCUCAUGACGCUGCCCAACAUCCUCACCUUCUUCCGGCUGCUGCUGGUGCCGGUUCUGCUGGGGGUGUGGGAGCUGAGCCACCGACUGACUCCCAGUCUGUGUGCGGUCAUCUUCAUCGCGGCCAGCGUGACGGAUUACUUUGAUGGCUACUUGGCACGGAAGCUCAAGAUUGCAACGGUGUUUGGCGCCUUCUUGGAUCCCGUGGCGGAUAAGAUCAUGGUAGCCACCGCGCUGGUGUUGCUGGCGGUGUCACCCCCGCCCCCCUGGACGCCCGCCCUCAUGACGGCCCCCGUGGUGCUCAUCAUAUGCCGGGAGAUCACCAUGAGCGCGCUGAGGGAGUGGGCGGCGGCGGCGGGGGGAGGCGCGUCAAAGGCUGUCAAGGUCAACACGCUGGGCAAGUGGAAAACGGCGCUGCAGAUGGUGUCCAUGUCCGUACUGCUGGUGGUACGACAACCCAUUGGGGACCUGCUGGCGGACCGGGCAGACUCCACGCUCUUUUUGUCCUUGAGCCGCGGGGCUUAUGUGGGGCUGUGGGGCGGAGUGGUGCUGGGGCUCUGGUCUCUGGCCAUCUACUUUGCGAACGUGUGGGUGCAUUUUGUAUACCCGGAGGUGAAGAAACACAACUGAUGUGUGACCCGUGGGUCAGAGGCGAUGGAAGUUGGCGCAUGGCAUGGCAGGGGGCCGUGCGACGUGCUCCUGCGCUUUUGAAUGAUGAGGUUUCGUCGUCAGCAGCAGCUUGUUUGUGGUUCCUUUUCCAGAGCGAGCGAGCGAGAGAGAGGGAUUGUGUGCCGUGUUUCGUUUUGCUGGUUGCGCGUCUGGUUAUUGAUUUUUUAAAACUUUGUGUUUGUUUCCGUCCUCAAAAACUUGUGGAAAAGAAGCUGUGUUUGUUUCUGUGUUUUCAAGGCUUGCGAGGAAGAGAUUGGGAACUCAAGUGGGAAGAGAAGAGCGUGUGUGUGUGUGCGAGUCAAAGAUGUUAGGCGAGGGUGGGCAACGCAGGCACCGAGGGUACCGUACGGCAGGGGGGAUGUGGAGUUUCGCAGGGGCACACGAGGCGGCGGGAUGAAGUAGGAGCACAGGAGUCGGGCGGGG